This is a messenger RNA of Drosophila subobscura, 989 nucleotides long. RefSeq names its product histone-lysine N-methyltransferase, H3 lysine-79 specific-like. The transcript has 2 exons. Lineage: Eukaryota; Metazoa; Arthropoda; Insecta; Diptera; Drosophilidae. The coding region runs from base 69 to 605 and encodes 178 amino acids. The record is from RefSeq and is a predicted model, not a curated record.
ACUCAAUCCUUAGCCUGGAACAGGCACACACAACACAACAGACAAUUCUAUUCACUGCCAUUAUCGAAAUGGCUUUUAUGUCGCGACGUAAUCCUAAAGGAAAAUUGGUGCAGCGGAAAUUGCUGUCCGGCAGUCCUGCAAGUGGACUCGGAAACCCCCACCCAAGCAAAUCUGAUGCAGGAUUAACCGAUCAAAUACUUGUGGCAGGCAUAGACACAGACUCCUCCGAGAGCAUCAAGCAGCAGAAGGAUCGCCAAAGGCAGCUGAACUAUGAUGCGUGGGUGCAGCUCAAGGACAAGGAGAAGAAACAGAAGGUUCUGGCCGAAAAACGUGAAAGUGAGAGACUCGAAAGGGCAAACAAAGAGCGCAUGGAGGAGUCCCAGAGGGUGGUCGGGGAGUGGAACCUUAAGAAGGAGCAGCAGAUCCACGAGGAGCGACACAAGAAGCCUUUUGUCAUCCCCCAAAAGUACAGGGCCACCUAUGUGAGAUGUCCACGGGAGACCCCAGAGGAGCGCAGAGAGCGCAUUCAGGCAUUGGCGCGCCUCAAUCACGUCAAGGCGCAGCGCCUUGCUCGCCAGCGUGAGGAGCAGGAGAAGCUUCAGUAGCGUCGUCAGAUGGCAGCGGGCGCCUUUUCCAACUAGAUGAAGAACGAGCAGAGCCGCCACAAGUGGAAUUCCGCGACACAACCCAACAAAAAAUUCAAUUUAACUGUUUAGUUUUACAUUAUUUGAAAUAGUUUCUUGAUGCUGCAUCAUUGGUGUUCCUCGCACUAAUCCAAUCAAGAGCAAACGCCACUAAUAUUGGAAAUAUUCCUCCGACCUUUCUCAAGAAUUUCUGGACAAUCUAUCAGAUGGAAGACGACAUUUCGUCACAGAAUGAAAGAUAUUCUAGACAUGCAAGGAACAUUUCAAGACACAGGAGAGUGUUUUUCGCAAUCAAAAUUUCAACUUUAAUUAUUUUUGUUCGAUAUCUGAAUACUAGAAAUCAUU